UGGCGUCGACGUUUUUUUUCUGUGUUUUUUUUAUUCGUGUUUUUUUUUGUUUUUUUUAUUUCCUCAGUGUGACGAACAGGGAGAGUGAUGGAGGCGUAAGGGGUUGUGGCAUUGUUGUUUUCAAGCGGGAGUUUAUUUGUUUAUUGUCGACUUUAAAAAUAGGCCGCAUAGUAGCAAGCUAGCUAACAAAAGCUGCAAUUAAUGGAGGCAAGUUAGCUAGCUAGCUAACCUCAAGGAGCUAGCUAGCUUCUACGUUAACUAACUAGCUCAGAUUUCACUCCGCUGUUGUUGCUAGAUAAUUAACUAGCUAGAUAACACCAACAGCAGUCUAUCAAGCUUGCCACCAGCUAUUUAGCUGAAAGAAAGGAAAUAAUGGAAGAUUCCCAUUUCAACUCAUCAUACUUUUGGUCUCCCGUUCCUACAGUACAAGGACAGAUUGAAAACGCCAUGUUCCUGAACAAGAUGAAGGAGCAGUUGAGUCCGGACAAUAAGGGUUCUCCAUCGUUCCCUCACUCCUCGCACUAUCCCACCGCCGUGCUCACCAUGGACGCUGGAGGCCGGGUGGUGCCCAAACAGGAAUGCGGAGGCGUCCAAUUGAACGCCGUAGGUGGGCACCUGCACCAGCCGCACACCUCACAGAAUAUCACGGUGGUGCCCGUCCAGUCCACGGGCAUCAUGACGGCAGCGGGGCUAGUGAUAACCACUCCCCAAGGCACCCUGGUCUCUCAACCCACCUCCACACAAUCUUUUGUGUCCGGACCCCCUGCCACCACCAUGAUAGUGUCCGCACUGCACCCCACAAACACAGAGAGCAGCCAGCACUCCUCUCUCUACUUCUACAGCCACAACAAGAAAGAGGAUUUGGUCAUCCCUCCUGUUGUCAUGUCAACGCCCGGGAAGCGGGGCAGGAAGAAGAAGUCGAUGAUGCCGAGGGCGGGCGCCACCCUCCCCCCAGGAAGUGAUGCGUUGAUUCUGGCACACCUGGCUGCUGGGGGACAGCACCACACUGCCGACCAUUAUGACUUAUCAAAUGAUGAGGAUGAGCAUGGGAACAAAGAUGGGACCAAAUCAUACAGGUGCCGGAUGUGUGCGGUGACGUUCUUCAGCAAGUCGGACAUGCAGAUCCACGCCAAGUCUCACACGGAGGCCAAGCCGCACAAGUGCCCCCACUGCUCCAAGUCAUUCGCCAAUUCCAGCUACCUGUCCCAGCACAUCCGCAUCCACAGCGGGGCCAAGCCCUACACCUGCUCCUACUGCCAGAAAACAUUCAGGCAGCUCAGUCACUUACAGCAGCACACACGAAACCACACUGAGGGCAAACCGCACAAGUGUCCCCACUGCUCCAAAUCGUUCKCCAACUCCAGCUACCUKGCCCAGCACAUCCGCAUCCACAGYGGGKCCAAGCCCUACACYUGCUCCUUCUGCCAGAAAACAUUCAGGCAGCUCAGUCACUUACAGCAGCACCACAGGAUCCACACUGGGGACCGACCUUACAAGUGUAUCCAUCCUGGCUGUGAGAAAGCAUUCACUCAGCUGUCCAACUUACAGUCUCACCGCCGGCAGCACAACAAAGACAAGCCGUAUAAGUGCCACAACUGUAACCGCGGUUACACAGACGCGGCCAGUCUGGAGGUGCACCUGACCACUCACACGGUCAAACAUGCCAAGCUUUACUCCUGUGGCCUGUGCAACCGUGCCUACACCUCGGAGACCUACCUGAUGAAACACAUGCGGAAGCACAACCCGGACCCCCUCACGGUGGCGGCCGCCGUCGCCGCACAGCAGGCCCAGGGCCACACCCCUGGAGGAGGGGGCAGGGGGAGGGGCCGUGGGAGAGGAGGACGCGGGGCAAAUGCAGUGGGUGGUCCUGGAGGGGCGGGCCAGAACCCGGGGCAGAACCAUUCCCAGAACCCCAACAACCCCCAGCAGGGCAGCUACCCACAGACGGAGGGCGUGCCAUGCUCCUUCGACCUGCACCAGUACAAGACGGUGUCGGCCGGCGAGAUCCAGUACAAGCCAGUCAGCGUGGCUGAUCUUUCGGCCCAUAAGGACCUCUGCUUGACCGUGUCCACCUCAGCCAUCCAGGUGGAGCACAUGAACUCAUAGAGCGGGAGGAUGGACAGAGGGGAGGAGAGGAGUUUGGACAGAGCGGCAGAUGGACAGAAUGGAGAGGGAGGGAGGGAGGGAGGAAGUUGGAGGCUGGUGUCACUUUAAAUGGGAGGAUAGGCUCAUUGUAAUGGCUGGAAUAGAAAGAACCGAACUGUGUCAAACACAAUCAAUGUGUUUGAUUCCAGCUAUUUCAAUGAGGCCGUUCUCUGAUUUCUCCUCCCACCAGCCUCCACUGACAGGGAGAAAGGACUAAGUAAAAGCAACACUGCCUUGUGGUUGGCGAAGGAAUGGAUGGAAGAAUGAGGUUUGGCGAUGCAAGACCCAAUCAGAGAAGGAAAGGAGGGCGUGAAGAGGAAACCUGAGAUGAAGAGGAAGUAUGGGAUAUGUAGUCCAGUAUUGAAUGAAGAGAUGAUAUAGUCGAGAAUGGUUGCAAAGAAGGCACUUAAAGGAGAAGACAUCGAAAGGAAAGAGAUGAGGGGGGCUGAUAUAAAGAAGGCACUUAAAGGAGAAGACAUCGAAAAGGGAAAGAGAUGAGGGGGGCUGUAUAAAGAAGG
Salvelinus sp. IW2-2015 is the source of this 2663-nucleotide messenger RNA. Its product is annotated as zinc finger protein 384. Gene Ontology annotation, biological process: regulation of transcription by RNA polymerase II. The record is from RefSeq and is a predicted model, not a curated record. NCBI's taxonomy places the organism in Eukaryota, Metazoa, Chordata, Actinopteri, Salmoniformes, Salmonidae. Gene Ontology annotation, molecular function: RNA polymerase II cis-regulatory region sequence-specific DNA binding; DNA-binding transcription factor activity, RNA polymerase II-specific. Gene Ontology annotation, cellular component: transcription regulator complex; PcG protein complex; chromatin.